CAGCCUUUGCCUUUCAUCCCUCCGUUCACUUCUCUCGCUGGGCGGCAGGACUCAUCCCGCACCUCCGCAAAUCCCAGCGCGAUGCCGAUGCCGCUCAAGAAACCCGACCCGAGGAAGGAAGCAGCCAAAGCAGCUCCCGGCUCGGAGCCUGCCUUCGAUCCCAAGAGCGUGAAGAUUGAAUUCACGGCAGAGCAGAUUGAAGAGUUCAGAGAAGCCUUCGGGCUGUUUGACCGGACGCCUGCGGGGACGAUGCAGAUCAGCUACGGGCAGUGCGGGGACGUCCUCCGCGCGCUCGGCCACAACCCCACCAACGCAGAGGUCCUCAAGGUGCUGGGCAAGCCCAAACCAGAAGAAAUGAACACAAAGAUGCUGGACUUUGAGACCUUCCUCCCCAUCCUGCAGCACUUCACCCGCAACAAGGAGCAGGGCACCUUCGAGGACUUUGUGGAAGGGCUGCGUGUCUUCGACAAGGAGGGCAACGGGAUGGUCAUGGGGGCCGAGCUGCGCCACGUGCUGGUCACGCUGGGAGAGAAGAUGACAGAAAGCGAGGUGGAGCAGCUCAUGGCAGGGCAGGAAGAUGCCAAUGGCUGUAUCAACUAUGAAGCUUUUGUCAAGCACAUCAUGUCUGGCUGAAAUGAGAAACUUCAGGCUCUCAGAAAUGCUUGAACCCACCUGAGCACCAUGAAGAGCAAGAUUCCUCCAUGCCUGUCCUCUCCCUGGGAUGUUUUGCCUAAGCCAUCAUUGGCCACCACCUGUGUGUGCCUGGGCCUGGUACUCAGUGACAUAUCUGCAACUAGGUUUUAAACCUCAAGUUUCUCUUGUCAGGUUUUCUCUGUGACAUUUGUCUCAUUAAAUUUCAUUCCUUCCUCCCUUAAA
This is a messenger RNA of Haemorhous mexicanus (house finch), 876 nucleotides long. RefSeq names its product myosin light chain, embryonic. The transcript is spliced from 7 exons. Bases 82 to 633 code for a protein of 183 amino acids. Gene Ontology annotation, cellular component: myosin II complex. Gene Ontology annotation, molecular function: calcium ion binding. The record is from RefSeq and is a predicted model, not a curated record. Lineage: Eukaryota; Metazoa; Chordata; Aves; Passeriformes; Fringillidae.